Malaya genurostris is the source of this 1634-nucleotide messenger RNA. RefSeq lists its product as uncharacterized. The coding region runs from base 78 to 644 and encodes 188 amino acids. The record is from RefSeq and is a predicted model, not a curated record. The transcript is spliced from 3 exons. NCBI's taxonomy places the organism in Eukaryota, Metazoa, Arthropoda, Insecta, Diptera, Culicidae.
AAGCGUUUGUACUUUAUUGUCAUUCAUUUGCGAAACAAAGCAUCUGGCAAUUCUGCCCACGUAUUUCUCGAUUCAAGAUGGCGUUGGAUCGAGAAAACGAAAAUAUUUUUCUGGAGUUUAUUGAAACUUCUGAAACGGCGGAGCUUCUCAAAACGUUCCAGCUUUCUGAUGCAGCCAUCGAAUAUUUCCUCGCCUUAGGUGACUUGAAUAUUAUAGAAAGAGCCGAAGUGGAAGCGUUAUUACCCAGCCCAUUUUUAGCUGAUCGCACUCGUACCAUAUAUGGUCUAAACAAGUGGCGUAUUUCUCAGAAUUUAAUUCCUCUGACAAUUCCUUUAGCAGAGAAACGAGCCAAUUUUAGUUCUGAUAGUAAGUUAUUGAGAAGUAAAAAUCCCCUUGAUGGAACCGAUAAGAUACAAUGGACGGCCCGUUUACUAAUCGAGCGUUCGAAAAAAGGAAAGGAAGUUAUAAUAAAAUACAACAAGUGUAAAAUACUCGCUAAAAAUCAUAAAACGUUUAUCACACAUUUGAUUGUUGAUGAGAUUGUUGAUAAGUUUAGCAAGCUGUCGAAGGAUGAACUAAUUCAGAGGGCAAGAUCAUUUGUUGAAAGAUUCAUUCAAAUUGCUUCUCCAAGUUACACGCCUUGAUGUAUUACAUGUUUUUUGCUCAUAUGGAGACAUUUGAUUGUUUUUUUUAGCACGUAUGGUAUCAGCCUACAACGAUUCGUGAUGUGAAUGGUAGAAAAAUUAAGCUUAGUCGUUUAACGCGAGGAUGUUUGUUGAAUCGAAAUCACAACUAUAGAGCAGCUGCAGUUUUGGAAAAAGGUGAUACCAUACUGCCCGGUCAAAAUUUCCUUGUAUAUAGUAGACCUAGAGAAAUCCAAAUAAAUUUUUAAGUCAGAGACAGAUUUUUGAAAAAAUAACAUGGCAACUUUGCCUCUGUUAUAUUUGCAUCACCAAAGAUUCUUUUUUAAACUAUGGAAAUGUUCAGUUUCAAUUGUAGCAUGGGAGAAACUGUCAUGUUGAUCAUUUUCAAAUGAAUUUAGAUGAUAUAAGUGACUUCAAAAAUAGCCAAGCUGGCAUACUUCUGAGAAGGUUGCUGAUUGGUUCAGCUAUUUUCAGGAAUAAUGGUUGCUUUGGGAAAAGGGUCAGAGUCUAGUAAUAUCCUGAAAAACAUGAGUUGAUAUAGUUUAAUCGAUUUUUCCGAAUAAAUGAUAUAUGGGACAUCAGAAAUAAAAAAAAAAAAAGAUUGCUGAUAAAUUCAGAUAUCUUUAGGAAUAAUGGUUGCUCUGGGAGAAGGGUUAGUGUCAAGUAGAAAACUGGAGUAUGCGUAAGUAUGGAUUUACUAAAUUGUUUCGAAUAGUAAAAACAAAAAUAGCCAAUCUAGCAUUCUGCUGAACAGGUAUAUAUCAAAAAUAUAAAAGCUGGCAUAGUGCUGAAAAGGUUGCUGAAAUAUUCAGCUAUCUUCCGGUAUGAUAGUUACUCUGGAAACAGGGUCAGAUUCGAGUAAGAUGCUAAUAUAUUCAAGGUCAGAGUAUAGUAUAGUGAUAUAUGGGACAUAAAAAAUAACCAAGCUGGUAUACUGUUGAAAAGGUUGCUGGUAUAUUCAGCUAGAUUCAUGUAUAAUGGCUGCUAGAA